AUGGUUACCCCAUCUGAUGACCAAAAUCAGCAACUGGAUGAAAUCGCUAUUAACCUGGACGAAGAGAUGACAAUAGCGAAUGUAAAUAAUUAUGUGCGGACUUCACAUAUGUCAACGAAAGCAGGAGCCUCGAACGUCACUGAUCCUAGAACGCAUAAGACUGCCAUGGAUUAUACGAUUGCCUGGAUUUGCGCACUCCCUACUGAAAUGGCAGCCGCCAAGGGAAUGUUAGAUGAAGUCCAGGAAAGCUUACAGACUCACCCGGGCGAUGGGAAUAGUUACAUAUUGGGAAGGAUAGGCCUCCACAACAUUGUGAUCACUUGUUUACCACACUACGGAACGACUCCAGCAGCGGUGAUGGUAUCACAAAUGACCCACACCUUCAGGCAUAUACGACUUUUGCUUUUGGUUGGAAUUGGGGGAGGAGCUCCUUCCGGAACAGCCGAUAUUCGACUUGGCGAUGUUGUGGUCAGCUGUCCAACAAAGCGAUGUGGAGGAGUUUUACAACACGAUUUUGGAAAAAUUACUGGAGAAGAGUUCGAGAUGACGGGCAUGUUGAACAAGCCGCCACGAACUGCCCUGAUAUCGAUAGCAAGACUAAGGAUGGAGCACCUUAUGGGAAGGAGCAAUGUCCAUCAAUUUAUUGCAGAAAUGCUUGCAAAGAAUCCUGACAUGAGGAUGACUGGUUUUUUGGAGACCAAUUAUGAGCACGUCCAUUCUGCACCUGCCUGUCAGGAUUGCGACGACAGUAGGGCAGUCAAUCGUUCUCAAAGAGAAACUAACGCCCCAACUAUACAUUAUGGCCUGAUAGCCUCCGGAAAUCAAGUUGUCAAACACGGCGUGAUGCGGGACCGACUGGCUAAGAAACAUGGCAUCCUAUGUUUUGAGAUGGAAGCGGCUGCGUUAAUGGACAACUUUCCAUGCCUGGUUAUCAGAGGGAUCAGUGACUAUGCGGACUCUCAUAAAAAUGAGGAAUGGCAAGGGUAUGCUGCUGCCGCCGCCGCCGGCUAUGCAAAGGAUCUUUUACUGGUCACUUUAGUGUUGUGUCCUGAGCUCUGUCCUGGACAAUUAGACGAAUGCAGUAAAUGA
This is a messenger RNA of Aspergillus steynii IBT 23096, 1089 nucleotides long. Its product is annotated as nucleoside phosphorylase. Bases 1 to 1089 code for a protein of 362 amino acids. NCBI's taxonomy places the organism in Eukaryota, Fungi, Ascomycota, Eurotiomycetes, Eurotiales, Aspergillaceae. The record is from RefSeq and is a predicted model, not a curated record. Gene Ontology annotation, molecular function: catalytic activity. The transcript has 3 exons. Gene Ontology annotation, biological process: nucleoside metabolic process.